GCGGCUGUCGGCGCCAUGGGGACCGCAUCGUCGCUCGUGAGCCCCGCGGGCGGGGAGGUAAUCGAGGACACGUACGGGGCAGGCGGCGGAGAGGCCUGUGAGAUCCCGGUGGAGGUGAAGCCCAAGGCUCGCCUGCUGCGCAGCUCGUUCCGCCGGGGCACGGGAGCUGCGGCUGCAGGGGCCGGGCCCGGGUCGCUGCCCCGCGGGGCCGGCGGCGGCGGGCUGCUGGGGGCCAGCUUCAAGUCCACCGGCUCGUCGGUGCCGGAGCUGGAGUACGCGGUGGCCGAGUACGAGCGGCUGAAGAAAGAGUACGAGAUCUUCCGGGUCAGCAAGAACCAGGAGUUGCUGUCCAUGGGCCGCCGCGAGGCCAAGCUGGACACGGAGAACAAGCGGCUGCGGGCCGAGCUGCAGGCACUUCAAAAAACUUACCAGAAGAUACUUCGGGAAAAGGAAAGUGCUUUAGAAGCCAAAUACCAAGCAAUGGAGAGAGCAGCUACGUUUGAACAUGACAGAGAUAAAGUUAAAAGGCAAUUCAAGAUUUUUAGGGAGACCAAGGAAAAUGAAAUUCAGGACUUAUUGAGGGCCAAGCGAGAGUUGGAGAGCAAACUUCAAAGGCUACAGGCUCAGGGGAUCCAAGUAUUUGAUCCUGGGGAGUCUGAUUCAGACGACAACUGUACAGAUGUUACUGCUGCUGGAACCCAGUGUGAAUAUUGGACUGGCGGGGCCUUGGGAAGUGAGCCUUCCCUAGGGAGUAUGAUCCAGCUACAGCAGUCCUUCAGGGGCCCUGAGUUCGCCCAUAGCUCUAUAGAUGUGGAAGGACCCUUUGCAAAUGUCAACAGAGAUGAUUGGGAUAUUGCUGUAGCUAGUUUAUUACAAGUCACUCCCUUAUUUUCACAUUCUCUGUGGAGUAACACUGUCAGAUGUUACCUCAUUUAUACAGAUGAAACCCAACCUGAAAUGGAUCUUUUCCUGAAGGACUAUUCACCCAAACUUAAAAGAAUGUGUGAGACAAUGGGAUAUUUUUUCCAUGCUGUAUAUUUUCCAAUAGAUACUGAAAACCAAUACCUCACUGUAAGAAAAUGGGAAAUUGAGAAGAGCUCAUUAGUUAUCUUAUUCAUUCAUUUAACUUUACCAAGGCUUUUGUUGGAAGACUGUGAAGAAGCUUUUCUGAAAAACCCUGAAGGCAAACCACGAUUAAUUUAUCAUCGUUUGGAGGAUGGGAAAGUCAGUUCCGACUCUGUCCAACAACUGAUUGAUCAAAUUUCUAACCUGAACAAGACCAACAAAGCCAAGAUCAUUGAUCACUCAGGAGAUCCCGCAGAAGGAGUAUAUAAAACUUAUAUUUAUGUGGAAAAGAUUAUUAAACAGGACAUUUUAGGCUUUGAAACCACAGAUCUGGAGAGUAAGGAUUUGGGCAGCGAAGAUUCUAUUCCAGAAGAAGACGACUUUGGUGAUGUUCUCUGGGACAUACAUGAUGAACAAGAGCAAAUGGAAGCUUUUCAACAGGCUUCAAAUUCAGCCCAUGAGUUGGGAUUCGAGAAAUAUUACCAGCGCCUUAAUGACCUAGUGACAGCACCGGCACCGAUUCCUCCCCUCCUGGUGUCUGGAGGACCAGGUUCUGGAAAGUCCCUUCUUUUAUCAAAAUGGAUUCAGUUACAACAGAAGAAUUCCCCUAACACACUAAUUCUUUCUCAUUUUGUGGGGAGGCCCAUGUCAACCAGCUCAGAGUCUUCCUUGAUUAUUAAACGACUUACUCUAAAGUUGAUGCAGCACUCAUGGUCGGUCUCUGCUCUGACACUGGAUCCUGCUAAGCUCUUAGAGGAAUUUCCUCGUUGGCUAGAAAAACUCUCUGCCCGUCAUCAAGGCAGCGUCAUCAUCAUUAUUGAUUCUAUAGAUCAAGUUCAGCAAGUUGAAAAACACAUGAAAUGGCUGAUAGAUCCACUGCCAGUGAAUGUAAGAGUAAUUGUUUCUGUGAAUGUAGAAACAUGCCCUCCAGCAUGGAGGUUAUGGCCUACACUUCAUCUUGAUCCUUUAAAUCCGAAAGAUGCAAAAUCUAUUAUAAUUGCAGAAUGCCACUCUGUAGACAUUAAAUUGAAUAAAGAACAGGAGAAGAAGCUAGAACGACACUGUCGUUCUGCUACAACCUGUAACGCCCUUUAUGUCACUCUUUUCGGCAAAAUGAUUGCACGUGCUGGGAGAGCAGGCAAUUUAGAUAAAAUCCUUCAUCAGUGUUUCCAGUGUCAAGAUACUGUUUCUUUAUAUAGACUUGUUCUGCAAUCUAUCCAGGAGUCCAUGGCAAAUGAUAUGGAUAAAGAGCUAAUGAAACAGAUUCUCUGCCUCGUCAAUGUUAGUCACAAUGGUGUGAGUGAGUCAGAACUGAUGGAACUCUAUCCUGAGAUGUCCUGGGCUGUCCUGACCUCCCUUAUUCACAGUUUACACAAAAUGUGUUUGUUGACUUAUGGUUGCGGCUUGCUCAAGUUUCAGCAUCUACAGGCUUGGGAAACAGUGAGACUGGAGUACAUGGAAGAUGCCACCAUUAUUUCUUCACAUAGGCAAAAACUAAUCAACUAUUUCACCAUGCAGCUAAGUCAGGACCCAGUGACUUGGAGAAGUGCAGAUGAACUCCCAUGGCUUUUUCAGCAGCAGGGAAGUAAACAAAAGUUGCAUGAUUGCCUUCUCAAUCUCCUUGUGUCUCAAAACCUUUAUAAAAGAGGACACUUUGCUGAGUUGCUGAGCUACUGGCAGUUUGUCGGCAAAGACAAAAGUGCGAUGGCAGCAGAAUACUUUGAUUCACUGAAGCAGUAUGAGAAGAACUGCGAGGGCGAGGAGAGCAUGAUUUGCUUAGCAGAUCUCUAUGAAACUCUGGGACGCUUUCUCAAAGACCUAGGCCUGCUCAGUCAGGCGGUGGUGCCUUUGCAGAGGUCUCUAGAAAUUCGAGAAACGGCUUUAGAUCCAGAUCACCCACGAGUAGCUCAGUCCCUCCACCAAUUGGCAAGUGUGUACGUGCAGUGGAAGAAGUUUGGCAAUGCAGAACAACUGUAUAAACAGGCUUUGGAAAUCUCCGAAAAUGCCUAUGGUGCAGACCAUCCACAUAUUGCUCGUGAACUUGAGGCCCUUGCAACUUUGUACCAGAAACAAAAUAAAUACGAACAAGCUGAACAUUUUAGGAAAAAAUCUUUUAAAAUUCGUCAGAAAGCUACAAGGAGAAAAGGCAACUUGUAUGGAUUUGCCCUUUUGCGGAAACGGGCCCUACAGUUAGAAGAGCUUACUUUAGGCAAGGACACACCUGACAAUGCUCGGACCCUCAAUGAACUGGGUGUUCUCUACUAUCUUCAGAAUAAUUUGGAAACAGCUGACCAGUUUCUGAAGCGUUCCUUAGAAAUGAGGGAGCGAGUUCUAGGACCCGAUCACCCUGACUGUGCCCAGUCUUUGAAUAACCUGGCGGCUCUAUGCAAUGAAAAGAAACAGUAUGAUAAAGCAGAAGAACUGUAUGAACGAGCUUUAGACAUUCGGAGACGAGCCUUAGCUCCCGAUCACCCUUCUUUGGCUUAUACAGUGAAACAUCUUGCAAUCUUAUAUAAGAAAAUGGGGAAACUUGACAAAGCUGUACCUUUGUAUGAGCUGGCUGUGGAAAUCCGGCAGAAAUCCUUUGGCCCAAAGCAUCCCAGUGUAGCCACUGCCUUGGUAAACUUAGCUGUUCUCUAUAGCCAAAUGAAAAGACACAUUGAAGCCUUGCCAUUAUAUGAAAGAGCAUUAAAGAUUUAUGAAGACAGCCUGGGUCGGAUGCAUCCUCGAGUUGGAGAAACAUUAAAAAAUUUAGCUGUGCUUAGCUAUGAAGAAGGGGAUUUUGAAAAAGCUGCUGAACUAUACAAAAGGGCGAUGGAAAUAAAAGAAGCAGAAACGUCACUUUUGGGUGGAAAAGCUCCUUCUCGACACUCAUCAAGUGGAGACACAUUUAGUUUGAAAACAACCCAUUCUCCUAAUGUUUUCCUUCAUCAAGGACAAAGGUAGUAGCAGCAAUUACAAUUCAUUGCAAAUGCACCUUAGGAUAAAAUAAUUAAGAAACAUUUGAAACAUUAGAAUUUAAAACUUAUGUUUUUAAGAAAUUUUGUUUUUACUUUGUAAUUUACUUGAUAUGUGUAUGAAAUUGUACUAGACUACAUUGAAGUUUGAAUUGUGAUUAUGUCAGUUUUAGUUAACAUUAUUAAUUUCUGUAUUGUAUGGGAUCCAAGGAUAUAAACACAUUAGAAUCUUAGACAUGAAGAAUAGAUUGGUUUCUAUUUCAACAAGAGCUGGCAGAGCAGUUAAGUUCAAAAAUUCCAUGAUUCUUUUCAUCUCUCAAAAGCUGCUUUAGCCUCCUCGUUCCUUGUCUAGCUUUUCAGCAUUAGUCUGGUCCAAUUUUCUACCUCAAAGAAAAGUUGCAAGGAAUAAAGGGAUAAAGUUUAUGAAAAGUAUGACUUCUCUUCUGUAAAAUGAACUUGUAACAGGAAUCUCUGACUCCUACAUUCUUUUUAUUCUAUCUUUUCUUUGAGCAGAAUGGGCCAAGCCCUCUGCUUUCCGUGCUCUCUACAUUGUAUAAUACAUUAUUUUACUGUGUAGUAUGUACCUGUAUAAUCUGAAGUCAUUAAUGUAUUAACACAUCAAGCUCGAUGGCAUUCUUUGACCUUACCCAAAAUAUGGACAUGACAUUCUCCUCUCUUCUUUCUUAAGUGGACUAAAUCUAUCUCUUCAUCAUUUAUCUCAAACUCAAAUUACUCUGCCGUUUUAUACUGAAAAUUAAGUAUUUUUUAUAAAUAUUGCCACAGUUUGGAUAUUGUUUUGUACCAUAUGUAUUUAUAUAUAAUAAAAAUCUUCAAUUUUCAUACUUGUAAGAUUCCAACAUGUAUUAAUUGUAAAUAUGAAAGAUAAUAACCAUAUCUUAGUUUUAAAACAAAAAGUGCAAUUUCAAGUUCUCUUUUUCCCACUCCAGUUUAUACAAGAAGAUUGUAUUUACAUAAUUAAGAAAUACAUUGAACAUUACAAAAAGGACUGUUGUCACUACUUGCUGAGUAGUUUGCUCAACUUGAGCUUCGGUGACUGUAUAGGAUUUUGGGUAAUGUUUCUUAAGGCCCGGCUACUUACAGGGUGGUCCAUGAACCAGCACCUGGGAGCUUACUAAAAAUCCAGACUCCUGAGCCUCUCCUCAGACCCACUGAAUCAGAAUCUGCUGUUUAUCUAGAUCCUCAGGUGAUUCGGAUGCACGUAAGUUUGAGAAGCAAUAUGUAACCUUAAUGCACUACAAGGGUGACGUAAUUCAGUAGGAUUUUAGAAAAUGAAUAUCCUUCUUCCCCCUUUUGGGAGAUGUUCAAGAGGGAAAAAAGUAGAAUAUGACCACAACCCAUCUUUCUGGGUUUGCCAGCUGUGAAAGGCACAAAGUAAUUAAAUUUACAAAUAUACCACUGAUUUUAGAAUUAAGCCAUUAGAGUUCAAAAUUUGCUUAUUUAGUGGUAUAAGUAAUUUAAUACAUUAUAUGUAAUAUAUUAAGUUGAAAUGCAUUAAAAAUUGCUUUAGGAAAUAAUCUGAGUUUAACAUACUAGAAGAUCCCUGAAAAAAGGAAAACUUAGCAAAAUAAUAAUGUCCAUUUAUUCUUUGUUCC
This is a messenger RNA of Rhinolophus ferrumequinum (greater horseshoe bat), 5635 nucleotides long. It is a transcript of the gene NPHP3, whose product is annotated as nephrocystin 3. The record is from RefSeq and is a predicted model, not a curated record. Gene Ontology annotation, biological process: convergent extension; kidney development; determination of left/right symmetry. The transcript is spliced from 27 exons. Gene Ontology annotation, molecular function: protein binding. The coding region runs from base 16 to 4011 and encodes 1331 amino acids. Lineage: Eukaryota; Metazoa; Chordata; Mammalia; Chiroptera; Rhinolophidae.